Molecule: messenger RNA, 1518 nt
Organism: Helianthus annuus (common sunflower)
Lineage: Eukaryota; Viridiplantae; Streptophyta; Magnoliopsida; Asterales; Asteraceae
Product: probable amino acid permease 7
Exons: 7
Coding region: 85-1470 (461 amino acids)
Cellular component (GO): plasma membrane
Source: RefSeq, a predicted model, not a curated record
AUUAUAUAAAGUUUUUGCAGUGCUUGUUGUUGUUGAUAAACCAAGUAACCAACCAACUGCAAGCAGAAGCUGCUGACGUCAUCAAUGGCAGCAGGAAACUAUGAUGACGAAGAAGAUCAUCCGCCAUUGUUGCAGACCUCAAAUCACAACCUCACAGGAACUGUGUGGACAGCCCUAGCACAUUUUAUAGCUGGAGUGAUAGGUUCAGGUGUUUUGUCACUGGCUUGGAGUGUGGCACAGCUCGGGUGGAUCGCUGGACCGUUGUGUGUCGUAGUCAUCGCGUUGUUCGCGCUCGUGUCUGCGUUUCUUAUCAGUGAUGUUUAUGUUUAUACAAAUCCUAGCAAUGGCUGCACCACCAGAAACCACUCAUUUUUGCAGGCUGUUCACAACAUUUUAGGAUAUAAGAAUGGAUUGGUGUGUGGAUGCUUGGUUUUUUUCAGUUUAUUCAAAACCGGGGUUGUAUAUGUUAUCACAUCAGCAAUCUGUAUGAGAGCAAUUAAGCAAUCAAAUUGUUUCCACAAAGAAGGGCAUGAUGCUGCUUGCGAAUUCGAGCAUAAAUAUUAUAUGCUUAUGUUUGGAAUCAUUCAAAUUAUAGCUUCUCAAAUACCCAACAUUUUUCAUACGAAAUGGCUCUCGAUUAUUGCUGCAAUUAUGUCCUUCACCUAUUCUUCGAUCGGAAUUGGACUUGGAUUAGCCCAAGUAAUAGAACAAGGGGUGAUUAAAGGGAGCAUCAACGGAAUCUCAACUACUAAUCCGACGCAAAAAGUAUGGUUGGUUGCUCAAGCUAUUGGAGACAUUGCAUUUUCAUUUUCAUUCUCAUUAAUCCUUCUUGAAAUACAGAGCACUUUAAAGACACCUCCAUCUCAAAAGGUGACCAUGAAGAAGACUUCCACUAUUGCAGUAUUCAUAACUGCUUCCUUUUACCUGUGUUGUGGUGCUUCUGGUUAUGCUGCAUUUGGAGAUUUGACUCCUGGGAAUUUGUUGACCGGGUUCGGGUUUUAUGAACCGUAUUGGCUCGUUGACUUUGGUAAUGCGUGCAUUGUUCUCCACUUAGUUGGCGGUUACCAGAUAUACAGUCAGACUUUGUUUGCACUUGUGGAAAGAUGGUAUACGGAUAAGUACCCCGAAAGCAUAUUGACGAGGGACAUUCCGAAUAUAAAGGUGUCAUUUUGGCCCGAGUUUAGAUUAACUCGUCUUAGGUUAUGUUUUAGAACGACAUAUGUGGUCUUGACCGUGGCAGUCGCGGUGUUAUUCCCUUACUUCAAUGAGGUCCUCGCGUUCUCGGGCUCGAUCAUCUUUUGGCCCUUGACCAUAUAUUUCCCUGUUGAGAUGUACUUUGUGCAUAAGAAGGUUGUACCUUGGUCCGGAAAAUGGAUUGUACUUCGUUUGUAUAGUAGUUUUUGCUUGUUUGUGACAGUUUUUACUUUGGUUGGUUCCCUUCAAGGACUUAUUGCCAAAAGAUUUGGCUAAUUCUUAAUUUUUGAAAGGGUUGCCAAAAUAGUAAUGUUUUUUUUCAAA